This is a messenger RNA of Laetiporus sulphureus 93-53, 1830 nucleotides long. RefSeq lists its product as uncharacterized. The record is from RefSeq and is a predicted model, not a curated record. The coding region runs from base 1 to 1830 and encodes 609 amino acids. Lineage: Eukaryota; Fungi; Basidiomycota; Agaricomycetes; Polyporales; Laetiporaceae. The transcript is spliced from 2 exons.
AUGGGGCAGAGGCACCAGGCUUUUGUGAUCGCUCGCGUCGUGCCUCAUGGCUCGGCUGAUGGGCAGGCGAAAUAUCGUUGCAUCGCGGCAUGGCACAAUCAGUGGUGUUAUGAACGCCUUCCACUGCGGGCGACUUCUCGGUUGAUUACUCUGCUCAAACAGAAAGACAAUGCAGAGAUCGUAGAAGCUGAAAUCCGUAGCAUUCACGGCAAAUACGGCCGCUUUGGAAAGGAACCAUGUAUUCCACAGGCGCCAUGUCCAUUCACAGCGGCUCUUCUAGCUCUGGCUUGGAACGCGGGCGACCUCGACACGAAGGAGCGGUACAUGGGCGGCAUGGCCUUCACUCAUUGUCUUCUAAAUGCUGGAAUGGGAUGCUGGGAUGGAGAUAAUAAUGACGGGAUUUCUAUCAUCGAUGUUACGGAUCCUGGGCGUCCUGCGUACUGCUUCAUGAUGGACGAUCGCCUGCUUUCCGCGAGCGGUUAUCUUCAUCUGUACCGUGGCGACCCGGUCUUCAACCGCAGGUAUAUAGACGCGCUGAAUGGCGUCGAAAUGAUCAGUGUCGAGAUGUUGGCGGAAGCAUGGCCGAAGGUGUUCAGAUACGAUGGUUUGACCGAGGGUCAUCCGUUACAAGCAGAUACCGGGGAUAGCUCGUCCACGGUCGCGCCCUUGACAGACAUUGCGCUGAAACCUGCGCUGAUGCGCUUCAUCGAGCUAGAAGACGUCGAUGCCCUCGACCAAUUUCUCUGGUUGCCGGGAAAGGCAGAUCAGAUGAAGUCAUUGAUACGCGAACUCAAGCCUAUUCCGGCCACUGCUGCUUUGCUGCUGAGAAAGCUUUACGGCAACGACAUCCCAUCGCUUGAUCUGACUGAUUUUGACCUCACGCAAGAAGUGCUACUGCAGCUUGUCUCGAACUUAGGAAAGCUGACAGCGCUCAAUCUCUCCUUCAAUACCCGGAUCACCGCCGAUACCGUGCAUUUGGUCUUGACCACAGUCCCGAGCCUCAGGCGGCUUGUCUUGAUGGGCUGUACAUCCGUGACAGAGAAGGAAUUGUAUCAGCUGCUGCAAACAUACCCUCGGAUCUUCUACAAUCUGGAAGCACUGAUGCAUCCUACGUUGCUAAAGGCCAUCGCACUGCCCGCAUUCCCUGCAUCAUUCACUUACAUUGCCUCUAACUCCGCGCGGUGGGCGGAGAUAUGUGGGUGUUCCCUCCCGGUUUUCACACCCGAGAGCAUCGUAAGGUCCUUGACAGACGCCAUAUGUGCGCUUGCCAACCAAGACACCAUGUACACCGAUUAUUCUAAUGCGGUCGCAGCGGUUUGCGGGGUGCGCGAGCGCGAGAAGGCCUGGAAUGAGCGCAGCGUUGUAACAGUGCCAGUAUUGUCGACGCAAUUCCUGACGAAGGACUAUUCAGGAUGGGCCCUAUUGUCCUUAUUUAAUAAGGGGUAUACAGGCAGUAAUGGAUCUCUCAACGAUGGGUAUGCAUUUGUCCGCGCUAAGAAAAGCUUUCAUCAAGAUUGCGCAGAGGAAACCGAAUCGCGCGCAGAAGACAUGGAUGAAGAUAAAGUCGAUCGUUUGUUCGACAUAUUCGACGUCCGCGGGUUCGCGCACGCCACUGCAGAGGAAGGGCGUCCGUCACUGUCCGAGACCGCGAUCGAGCAGCUGGAACUCUAUUUGUGCAGAAGCGAAGACACGGCGGCCAACUUGGGGCGCCUUGCAUCAAAGCUGAAGAAGCAGCCUGAGCUGAUGAUGCAAUUGAUGUCGAAGAAGCAGGUAGCCGAGUUGUUGCGUCGGGUCGCAGAAGCACGGCAGCGUCUGGACGAACUAUACUAG